Molecule: messenger RNA, 1277 nt
Organism: Pungitius pungitius (ninespine stickleback)
Lineage: Eukaryota; Metazoa; Chordata; Actinopteri; Perciformes; Gasterosteidae
Gene: ttc9c
Product: tetratricopeptide repeat domain 9C
Exons: 4
Coding region: 228-938 (236 amino acids)
Molecular function (GO): protein binding
Source: RefSeq, a predicted model, not a curated record
CAUUGACCCAUCGUGGAUUCAUAUCACCAGAGCGGUUAAAAUAGUCACUGAAACGCACGAGUUAGCUAGUGUGCGGGUAGCGGGGGGAAGUUGGCGUGCUAACCCCGCUAGCUCCGUUAGCCGAAGCUACAAACCAACGCUAACGAUUACGGUUCAAAACGUUAGACGUUACAUCACGUUAGAAGGAGCCUGGAAGCUGCUCUCAGCUAACUAGCUCCACUGCAGAGAUGGAGGCUGCAGGAGGAGACGAGAGUAUGGACGUGCAAGGGGAAGCGCCAUUGCCCGGCUUUUCUGGACACCAACAUGCUUCCGUAAAGCAGGUUUGGACUUCUCUCGAGGAAGCAGCCCGAAUAAAAACGGAAGGCAAUGUUUUCUACAAGGAUAAGAACAUUCGCUCGGCCAUUGGACGCUACCACCGAGCUCUGCUGGUUCUCCGAGGCCUCGACCCCGAUGUGAUGGUGUCAGUGAAGGGGUUCGGACCCGAGAUGCCGGCUCUCUCCCCCGAGCAGGAGGCUUCACUAAGGAACACACAGGGGGACUGCUACAACAACUUAGCUGCCUGUUUGCUGCAGAGGACCAGCGUUGACUACUCUCGCGUGCGGGACUACAGCCUGCGGGUGCUGCAGUGGCGGCCCGGUGAUGCCAAAGCGCUCUACAGGGCGGGAGUGGCCACCCUGGAGAUGGGAGAUGCACACGGUGCCAAACAGUACCUCACCCGGGCCUGCAGAGAGCAGCCCAACGAUGCCAAUGUGAGGAAACACCUGCAGAGGGUCGAGGAGAAACUGAGUCAGGAUUUACAAAGAGAGAAGGCCAUGUACCGAGGCAUGUUUUCCCCCAGCAUGAAGAGUGGCUCUGAAGAAGGGAUUAACCAAACCCACAGAGGCGGUGAAGGAGUUUUAGCCAAGCAGCUAAACGCACCAAAUGAAGCCUCAAACUGAGAGACUCGGAUCAGCCUCAACUGAUUACAAAACCAACUGAAGAGUGUUCCCACGUCUGAACACAUGUUACCUUUUUAGGUGUUUAUUGGUUGAGCAUAAGAAAGAAAGAGAAUCAAAAACCUCAGAGAAUACUGGGAGUCAAAAAUGAAACGAAAGAUGUCGCUGCUCAAAAUAGAAAGGAGAAUAUGGAGAAGUUUCCUAGCAACACAGAUGCAAAGCUCUAAUCCGUUUGGAUAGUUCUCAAUAAUGCCUCUGAGAGCUAAAGUGAGACUCAAAAUGCACUAAAUUCAGAUUAUGCCUUCAUUAUUGCAGAUGUCUGGUCAGAACUGUGAAUGCAAU